Messenger RNA from Gymnodraco acuticeps, 1304 nucleotides. RefSeq names its product cytochrome b-245 light chain (gene cyba). Gene Ontology annotation, cellular component: NADPH oxidase complex. The record is from RefSeq and is a predicted model, not a curated record. Gene Ontology annotation, biological process: superoxide anion generation. The transcript has 6 exons. Bases 19 to 663 code for a protein of 214 amino acids. Gene Ontology annotation, molecular function: heme binding. Lineage: Eukaryota; Metazoa; Chordata; Actinopteri; Perciformes; Bathydraconidae.
ACACCUCACAUCUCGUAAAUGCAUGUUCUUCCUUGUAGAAACAAUAUAACUGUGAGCCGCUCUCCGGUGAGUUUCAGAGUUUUCAGAGGGGCCGCUUCAGUGAUCGCGAUGGGGAAAAUAGAGUGGGCGAUGUGGGCCAAUGAGCAGGCUCUGGCUUCAGGACUUAUUCUCCUCACUGGAGGCAUUGUGGGGGUGGCUGGACAGUUCAGAGGCUGGCAGUUUGCUGCUUAUGCUAUUGCUGCUGGGGCAUUCGUGUGUCUACUUGAGUAUCCACGAAGCAAGAGGACCAAGGGCACAAGUGUGGAGAGAACGGGCCAGUACUGCUUCACUGUAUGUGUGAAAUCCUUUGGGCCAUUGACAAGGAACUACUAUGUCAGAGCAUUUUUACAUGCUGCACUCAGUGUACCUGCAGGUUUUUUGCUUGCUACUGUCCUCGGGUGUGUGUGCCUGGGCAUUGCCAGCAUCAUCUACCUUGCAGCAGCUAUCCGAGGUGAACACUGGGAGCCCAUUCUUCCAAAGAAGGAGAUAGCCAGAAAGCCAGAUGACAGCAUGAAGAAUCCACCUCAGAAUCCACCACCAAGACCUCCUCCUGAGACGCGCAGAAAGCGAGUCGACGACCUGGAGGGAGCAGGCUAUGACAACCCCAUUCCUGUUGGCGAGUAACCAGCCCAUUGCUCCACCCUCUGUAUUCCUUUUCCUCACUGCCUGAGAUAUUUGCACAAAACCAGUCUUACGUCACCAUUUUCUCAGUUUAUGGACAAAUGAAUUGUUCUGAAGUUAAGGAACCGCUUGUGACUGGACUACAUGUUGAGUCCACUCCUUCUUACCUCACCCUGCAGAGAAAUAGCUUAUAAACAGAGAAAACAUCUUCUUACCAAGAAUUUAGAAUUAAAUGAAGGAUGGGUAAAGUGAAUGUUACUUUUGAAAAAAAAAAACAUGCCCCCAGAAGUCAAUGGUAAUGCUAUCGCUGCUCAGUGCCAACCAAUAACAAAAGUUGUCUAGUCAAAAGACUCUAGGUAAGGUAGUUAUUUUUACUGCCGUUUCAAAUGUGCGGUUUUCUCUGCCAACCAGUGUACUGUAUAUUCUGUAAUGGCAUACAACAUAUUCUGUUAUUAAUAAAAGUCACUCAGUGUGUUUGUCUAUUUAAUGAGGAAAAAUGAUCACAAUACUGUAGGACUACACAGCACUGUUUUCUACAAAUAAAUAGACAAUUAGGUCUUGGUUGUGUCACAUUGAUAUUAGGCAUUUGUUAUUAUUUUGUCUGUACUUUGAUGUGUUGUAAAUAAACCCUUUGUGCCACUGAA